Molecule: messenger RNA, 318 nt
Organism: Haemonchus placei
Lineage: Eukaryota; Metazoa; Nematoda; Chromadorea; Rhabditida; Trichostrongylidae
Source: the annotation of a GenBank genome assembly
CCCGCUAAUUGCCGCUAUUGCUUUAAUAUCGGUCGACAGCAUAAAAGUAAUGGUACCUUUUGGACUGUCAAUUUUGAAAGGAACGAAUUCUAUCAGAAAUGUUUCGAUCCAGAGUGUCACGGUGUCUCGUCAAACUUAUUUCCUCUUCCAUCAUUUAUCGCAAGCUCUUUGCACAAGAAGGAUGACAAAAGUACGACUUUGGAAGCAGAUAAAAGUGUGAUACCCUUCGAAGAAGACGACGUGGAAUCGUUUUUCGACGAGAGCUAUACGGAACUGAACGAGUUCUUCUCUCAAUGGGACAACAUUUUUGAACAGUGA